Phacochoerus africanus (Common warthog) is the source of this 2627-nucleotide messenger RNA. Its product is annotated as cysteine-rich secretory protein 3-like. Lineage: Eukaryota; Metazoa; Chordata; Mammalia; Artiodactyla; Suidae. The coding region runs from base 66 to 803 and encodes 245 amino acids. Gene Ontology annotation, cellular component: extracellular region. The transcript has 8 exons. The record is from RefSeq and is a predicted model, not a curated record.
CUCUCCGCUUUCCUUCUUCCCACAGAUAAAGCAGAUAACUUCAUCCUGCCCUGAGAACCAAUACAAUGGCAUUGUUCACAGUGGUGGUGUUCCUGGCUGCUGCUGGACUUCCAUUCUUUCUUGCAAAUGGACAGGAUUCAGGUUUUGAUGCUCUGUCAACCAAACUCACGAAAGUCCAAGCUGAGAUCGUAAACAAACACAAUGACCUACGGAGGGCGGUGUCUCCAUCUGCCAGUAACAUGCUGAAGAUGCAAUGGGACUCCCGAGCAGCAGCAAAUGCUCAAAACUGGGCAAACAAGUGUGUUCUCAAACACAGUGAUGCAAACAGUAGAAAAGUAGGUACAAGGCACUGUGGGGAGAAUCUCUUUAUGUCAAGCAGGCCUACUUCAUGGUCAAAUGCAAUCCAGAGCUGGUACGAUGAAACCAAUGAUUUUACCUAUGCCGUAGGACCAAAGUCUCCCCAAGCAGUAGUCGGACAUUAUACUCAGGUUGUUUGGUACUCAUCUUACCUUAUUGGAUGUGGAAUUGCCUACUGUCCCAAUCAAAGUGUUCUCAAAUACUACUAUGUUUGCCAAUAUUGCCCUGCUGGUAAUAUUAUUGGCAGAGAACAUGUCCCUUACCAGAAAGGAACGCCUUGUGCCAGCUGCCCCAAAUCCUGUGACAAUGGACUAUGCACCAAUAGUUGUGAGUAUGAUGACACCAUUUCCAACUGUAAAGAUUUGAUGAAAGUAGUGAACUGUGACCACGAUCUUCUGAAGACGAAAUGCCCGGCUACCUGCAAGUGUUCAGAUAAAAUUUACUAAAUGCCUGGUACAGACCAAGCAGGGCCAAGUGAAAGGGGGCCGCAUCCUGUCCUGAGAUUUGACAUUUACUAACAAGGAAAUUUCAAACAUGUUACCUACAAAUUUGAUUCCAAAUAGUCAUGAGCCUUUUUUUCUCUUCAGAUCUGCUUUUUUAUUUCACAGAAUUUGUUUCCUUCAUACAGAGGGUUAAAAAGUAACCUAAUCUAUGCUAGGAACCUUGGCUUUUGAUACUUGUGGGGUGAUUUUAUAUGUAACGAAUUUCAUCAAGUUGAAGAUUCUGAAAGUGGGAUUCCCUUACGACAAAGGUCACUAGAAAUCUGAAUUGAAAUCGAGACCCACGUACAAGAUAAAUAAGCUACAAGGACAUAUUGUACAGCGCAGGGGAUAUAGCCAAUAUUCGAUAAUACCUGUAAACAGAGUACAGCCUUUAAAAAUGGUGAAUCGCUGUUAUACACCUGAAACUUAUGGUACAUCGACUAUACCCCUAGUUCAAAAAAGAUCGGAGAAGAGAUAAAGAAUUAUACCAGGAAUCUUGGGAGCCCGAAAGCCUAGGGUGAAACACAGGAGGCUCUGAUUUAGAACUCAAUUUUCAACUCUUCCAGGCAACACCCAAGACCAGCUGGCCUGCCCAUCUAGGGUGGUUCUCCCAGGCUCACAGGCAUGCCGAACCCCACUUCCCUUAUCUCUCAAAACCCCACCGAAGAGUAACCCCAUGCCAGGGAAGGGCUGAGUCCAAAAGAAAAAGCAAAAGAAAUGGAGAACCUUGCUCCUGGAACAAGGUGUUCGUAAGGAAGAUCAUGUAAUAUCAUUGUCUCAUGAAUCCUGGACUGCAGUCCUCAUUCCUAGCUCCACUUCCUAGCUGAACAUCUGAAGAUGUGUCCACACACACUGUCUUUAGUUCAUCCUCUCCCAUUCAUGCUUCUUCCCACCAUCUAGCUCCCAUCCUUACAGUGAAAUUCACAUUGUUCCUCCUAAAGUAAGCUCAAUCUUCAUCUUGCCAAAAAUCAAUGAAGACUUUUGAUCACCUGCAUAAACUAUACAGUAAAAUCCAACAACAGCUUCCUUUUUAAACCUCGCUUCUUUUAAAUAAAUCUUCCUUAGAGAAGAAGCAAAAUAAUAUCUGUAAAUACGCUGAUAUAUAUUAGACAUAAGUGGAAUUUAGUCGCUUCCUUUUUGAGUCUGGGCUGACCUUAGGCUGAACUUUACUCACUUCCAAAGGGUAAAGUGUAAAAAGAGGACAGUAGUAGCUCUGGAGCAGAGAAAUCUGGCAAAUACUGUCUUAACCCAAUGGCUCAAGUUAACACCAUCAGGAAGAAAUCAUGGGGAUUCAUAUAUCCCUAUAUGAUGUAUUUAGAUGAGUAUUUCACUUCUGUAGUACUCUUCCUAAAAAUGAGAUUGCAACACCAAUCUCAUUAUGAGGUAAAACAUCAGGAAAACCUAAAGUGAGGGAUAAUCUACAAAAGGUCCUCACCAGUACCUCUCAAAACUGUCAACAUCAUGAGCAAUAAGGAAAUUCUAAGAAACCAUGUCAGACAAAAGCAGAAUAAGGAGAAAGAACAACUAAAUGCAAUGUGGUACCUUGGAUGGGAUCCUGGAACAGAAGGAGGUCAUUAACGGAAAACCUGGUGAAAUCAGAAAAGAGUCUGGGGUAUUUUUAGUAGUAAUGUUGCUUCCUUAGUCUUGACAAAUGUACCAGGGUGACAUAAAAUGAUAACCUUAGGGGAAACUGAAACUGGUGAAGAGCAUAUGGGAACUCUCUGUACUCUCUUCGCAAACUUUCUAUAAACCUAAACAUAUUCCAAAAUAAAAAAAAUGCAUUAAAAA